CGCGCUGAAAAGGAAGGAGCUAGUUUAGCAGCGAUAGAAGCAAAGCUGCACUAACUAUUACAGCGUGUAUCUAGUUACUUUGCUUUAGAGCAUCGUGACACAGAACAGAGUUUGGAACAUGGCGGAUAAAGAAGUGUAUGAUGAUGCGGUGGAAGAAAGGGUCAUCAAUGAAGAGUACAAGAUCUGGAAGAAAAACACACCUUUCCUGUAUGACCUGGUGAUGACUCACGCACUGGAGUGGCCCAGCCUUACUGUCCAGUGGCUUCCAGAUGUCACCAGACCCGAGGGAAAGGACUAUGCCGUCCACAGGCUGGUUUUGGGGACCCAUACAUCAGAUGAGCAGAACCACCUGGUCAUAGCAAGCGUCCAGGUACCAAAUGAUGAUGCCCAGUUUGAUGCAUCGCACUACGACAGCGAGAAAGGAGCAGAGUUUGGUGGAUUUGGUUCAGUAAGCGGGAAAAUAGAAAUCGAGAUCAAGAUCAACCAUGAAGGAGAGGUGAACCGAGCCCGUUACAUGCCCCAGAGUCCCUGCAUCAUUGCCACCAAGACCCCCACCUCUGACGUGCUGGUCUUUGACUACACUAAACACCCAUCUAAACCAGAUCCCAGUGGGGAGUGUAGCCCUGACCUGAGGCUGAAAGGUCAUCAGAAAGAAGGUUAUGGUCUUUCCUGGAACCCCAACCUCAGUGGUAACCUGCUCAGUGCCUCUGAUGAUCAUACUAUCUGUCUAUGGGACAUCGGGGCCGGUCCAAAAGAAGGGAAGAUCGUGGAUGCCAAGACCAUCUUCACGGGCCACACAGCUGUGGUGGAAGAUGUUUCCUGGCAUCUGCUCCACGAAUCGCUGUUCGGCUCCGUGGCCGACGACCAAAAACUCAUGAUAUGGGACACUCGAUCCAACAACACGUCCAAAGCCAGCCACGCAGUAGACGCUCACACUGCUGAAGUCAACUGUCUGAGCUUCAACCCCUACAGCGAGUUCAUUCUGGCCACUGGUUCUGCUGACAAGACUGUUGCAUUGUGGGAUCUCAGGAACCUCAAACUGAAGCUUCACUCCUUUGAGUCUCACAAAGAUGAAAUUUUCCAGGUACAAUGGUCUCCUCACAAUGAGACCAUCCUGGCCUCCAGCGGCACCGACCGGCGUCUCAAUGUCUGGGAUCUCAGUAAAAUUGGGGAGGAGCAGUCAGCUGAAGACGCUGAAGACGGACCACCAGAACUCCUGUUCAUCCACGGUGGACACACUGCCAAGAUCUCCGACUUCUCCUGGAACCCCAAUGAACCCUGGGUCAUCUGUUCAGUGUCUGAGGACAACAUCAUGCAAGUGUGGCAGAUGGCAGAGAACAUCUACAACGACGAGGAGCCAGACACCCCUGCAUCAGAGCUGGAGGCCCAGGGAUCAUAACCCAGCUCUGCAUGACUCUCUCCAGACACAGCCUCUCCUCCUCCUCCAUCAUCAUCAUCCUCCCCCUGAGCUGCAGACCCAGCCCAGCCUGUCGUUUCCCUCUCUGGCUUCAACUCUGGUGCAAAUGGAAAAAACAACAACGAUCUGCUCUAGUAAAAGGUGCAGUCACCCUCACUGUAACAGCCUGGUUGGAUUCAUGUCAUCUACAUGACCCCCAUAUGACCCCCAUACCCCAAAACGCUUAAAGCACUUGGACAGUUCUGCCAUUGGUCUGCAGUGGAUAGGAUGUGUGGAGGUUUCUACCUGCUCAGGUAGUCGGUGGGGGAGGGGGAGGGGUGAGGGGUGCGCGGGUUGAAGACUCUAUGUGCACAAAGUUACAGUAACUUAUUGUUAGACCCAUCGGUUCAAUUUUUAAAGGGCUCAUGCAAAGAAACAAGUUUAUUUUUCAUUUUGAUGAGUAGCCACAAACUAGCAGACAGAAAUACUGCCAGGAAACUGAUGUGAUUGGUUCUGAUGUUCUUUCUAUGACAUCAUCAUCAUCAUCACUGUAUUUAGCAGUGAAGAAACAUUCCCUGCCGUUCGCCUCUCCGUUCUAACCCAGAGCAUCUCUGAGGUGCAUCAAACGUGUCAGUAUUUGGCUCGAGUAUAAGUGUGUGUUAGAGGGAAACACGUCUGUUUUUUGUUCUUUUUUUCCCCCGCUCCUCUUUCUGUUCUUUUAAAAAUGUGAAACUGCCAUGUUUUGUUUCCUGCACCACAAAUUGCAAUAAAACUUUUGUAACUUCUCAAAAAAAAUUAUUUGUUGUCAAUAAUAAACUAUUUCCUUUUUAUAUUCCUGUAGAAUAAACACUGCACACACACACACACACACAAUAAUUAGUGAUGAAAAAAAUCCACAAAUAUUGCAAAUUCUACAAAAUGUUUAUUGAAAAGCAAGACAGGACUUUUAAGAACGUUGUACAAUCAGGGGGGGGGGGGGUUGGUGUAGGCUCAUCUGUUUUUUGUUUUGUUUUUUUAGUAAAAAUAAAGCUCUCUGAAGCUGUGGUGACUCAGGCCUCUUCUUUCACAGUUAGUCUCACCUGUAGAGGUAGAUUCUGACAUUACCUGAGAGUCAAUCUGGGGCAACGCCAAACAAAGAAGGAAAUAGAUGCUCAAACCUCCCCCCUGUGACUACAACUGUCCUCCAAAAUAAAAGCACACACACAAUACCACCUGACCCUGUGUGUGUGUGUGUGCACUCACAUCAAUAUUUCUUUUUUUUUUUUUUUAUAUAUCUGAGGAAAUUUACAUAGAUAAAUAACUGGACUGCUCCCUUCUUCCUUCCUUAAAUACUCCAUCCGAUCUGACAUAUUUAAGUACCACCUCUAUGAUUCAUCUCACUUACUUUUACAUACUUUAUACUGAAUUAAAAAAAAAAAAAAAAAGUCCAGCCACAUGUGCAACAGACAGAAUGUUACAGGAUGAGCUGGAAUAUGAGAAACAAUGAAACGGCUGUGAGUUUACAAGCAUUUCUUUCACUCAUUUGCUUUAAAGGAAUAAUCCAAAACAGCUGGGGUCACUCUUAUAAUUCUGCCCACUAAUAAAAUAAAAAAAAAGAGUGAGACUGAGCUUGUGGUUAGCAUUAGUACAUCAGUAGCUACAGCAUGAGCCGUUUGGGUGGACAUGAAUGAGAAUGAAUGAUGGGUUGCAAGUGUGUGAUUUGAGAUGACUUUUUUUUUUUUUUUAAAUACCCUGGUGACUCCACACACACACACUCAUACACACACUGAAGAGUUCCUCGUAUUCAACAGCUACACAUCAUGUAAGUGCUCCUAUUAUAACAUCCAUUACUGAUAGAAAUCAUUUAUUCAAACUCAUUAUACAAAAAGCAAAAUCACAUUCAAUUGUUUGUUUUUUUUCUCUUCUUCCAGUAUAAAGUUUCAAAAGAUGACAGGCUCCAUUAUUCUGCUGUACUGUACUGAAGGCUUUCUAACAUCAUUUACACAAAAUAGGAACUGCUGACUCUGUUUUUUUCCCUCUGUACACCCUGCUGAGCUGAACAUACAGAAGUUACAUGGUUCAAAAAAAGAAGAAAAAAAGAGUUUGAAAUAAGAGGGGACAUAUUAAUCAAUUGAAAUGUUAGUGAUGAAUUAUUCCCAAACUCCCAAUUCCAAUCCUAAAAAUGUCGAGUCCUGGUUAAUGAGGCGACACCUGCAUCUACUGGUAGUUCUAAUUAAGUCCUGGUAGUGUGUAAUGACAUAGAUUGAACACUGGGGGCAGCAAACACACACGUAAAUGUCAAGUCAGAGGAAUCAUCGCUUUACUUUCUUCUAAUAAAAACUAAUAGUGACAGACAGAGGUGAUGCCUGCUAUCAUAUCACCUAUGAAGGAAUGUUGUUGUUACACACUGUGUGAAAUGUGUCCAUGCAUCUGGUCCUGUUUAUACUUUAAUGCCUGAAAACAUGAUUUCAUUUACCCAAAAUAUUCAGAAAACUUCUUUAUAAUAACAAUAGAGCUUUAUUCUUAUACAAUUCUUUCCUCAUAAAAAUCACAACUUAAUUUUGACUUUAAAAUCCUGACUGAGGCUCCUUUCCUAAUGUUUCUACUUUAUUCUUAAACCUCUCACAGUAGUGUUGAUGUGAGUGCCAGUGACUAUUGAUGAGGAAAUAUGGAUUCAACCACUAAUUAUAUAAAUAUGAACAAAGGUCUGACAUCAUUCACAUAUUAUUGACAACACCUCGCAGGAAACUCUGCUGAAUCUCUCCCAGCCUAUCAAAAUAAAGCAGUAAGUGUGUGAUUUGUGUGUGAGUGGGUCAUUCCACACUUGUAGGUCAUGCUGUGGAUCAGAGGUUGUAGGUUUAACUUGUAGCCCUUUUUCUUAGAGAACUGAGCAUUUAUAAAAACUUUUUUUUUUUAAGUUAAACUUGUCAACCAAUUUUAAACCAUGAGGAUUGAUUGGCUGGAACCUCUAUUACACAUGUGGACUAUUUAAGCAGACUCUAAGCUGCUCUACAGAGAACAUAGUCACACAGUGAUGCAAUACCCUGUGGAUAAUAUAGAUGACAUAUAACCCAGACA
Messenger RNA from Scomber japonicus (chub mackerel), 4453 nucleotides. RefSeq names its product retinoblastoma binding protein 4, like (gene rbbp7). The coding region runs from base 119 to 1399 and encodes 426 amino acids. Lineage: Eukaryota; Metazoa; Chordata; Actinopteri; Scombriformes; Scombridae. The transcript is spliced from 13 exons. Gene Ontology annotation, cellular component: nucleus; NuRD complex; ESC/E(Z) complex. Gene Ontology annotation, molecular function: histone binding. The record is from RefSeq and is a predicted model, not a curated record. Gene Ontology annotation, biological process: regulation of gene expression.